UUUGUGACGCGCAUGACAGCCGUUGUUAAACUCAGACGACAGUAAAUACCAAAGAAGCAGACGGUCCGUCAGCAAAUACAUGCAUCUGUCAGACACAGCAGAGGAGGUGUUCGCGGUUUAACAGCUCGCAGGGGGCUAUACGUGCCCAAACACGAUGUCUCACCAACAUUAAAUGGUGAAACAUUGAAAAUCCAGACAGUUUCACUCUUCCACCCAGAAGUCUCUUCAUCACCACCUUGGCACUUAACAUAUGUUUUUACAUGAAGAGGGGCGAGAAACCCGAGGGAUACAGACAAAUGCGACCCAAGACGUUCCCUGCGAGCAACUACAGUGGCAAUAGUCAACAAAUGCUGCAGGAGAUCCGAGAGAGCUUGCGGAACCUCUCCCGGCCGCCAGAUGCUCCCAAAACCGACGUGAGCGUCGGGAAGGGCCCGCCAGAUGAUCCCAGACAACAAGGGCGGAGCAACAACCCCAGGACCCCCCACCAUCACAGAGCACUGCAGGAGAUCCGCAGGUCACUCAUGCCAUUUGCUAAUGAAACUACCUCUAGCGGACACGCUGCAGAUAUCAACAGACACAUGCUGCAAGAGCUGCAGGAUGCUGGCUUUGAUGAGGUAAUGGACCUUUUCACCUAAAAUCUAAAUAAACAGGAUUGUUAAGAGGACUUGAAAAAAUCUUCUCCGGUUCCUGUUGUUGAUGUAUGGAUGCUUCCUCUAGGUCCAUCCCAAAUUCCACCGACAGUGUUGCGGCACCAAAGCUGGAAGGGUUCAAAGGAGUCUCUGGCCCCACAGCGACACAGUGCUCUAAUGACUGAUGGCAUGAUUUACCGUCCCAGUAGCCCUGGACCUCAAAGCGACCUCUCACGGCCUGCUACCUUUCCUCAAAAUCUUGCCGCUGCAGCCAGCGGUCAACGAGUGAAUCCUCCCCUCCCACGGCAGGUGCGUAGCAUCACUCCUCCUCCCUCCUCAUGGGACUCCAAUCCCUCAACCAAGCGGUAUUCUGGGAACCUGGAUUACUUGGUGCCUCGGCUCUCUCCUGUGCCUCAGGGGCCCCGUCCCGAUGGCUAUAUAAACCCUCCGUCCCAGGCACAGCGAGGGAUCAGUCCGGUACCUGUGGGUAGGCAACCCAUCAUCAUGCAAAGCUCCGGGGGCAACAAGUUUACCUUCCCUCCAUCCUGGCCCCAGAAUGGCAACAUCCAAAGCGAGUAUGUGGCCAUUAAUAGCAGUGGCCGCCAGCCACCACCACCUCCGUAUCCCAUGCACCAGACUAACAGACAGAGUCCCACGGCCCAGCAGAUGCAAUCCAGCGCUCUUGCUUCACCCUCAAACGGAGCCAACCUUCCCCCAAGCAUGCUGGUGCCCAACCGCAAUAGCCACAACCUUGAUUUGUACAACCUUGGGGUACUACCCCAGGUCAGACCUCCUGUGCAGCAGCCUCAGACUUCCCCCGGUCACAGCACCAAUCAGGACGUUCCUUCGUCAUGGCCCCACAGCGUUCCAGGGCGCUCCAACUCCUUCACCAAUGCCCAGCCCAGUGGACGUCAGUGCCCGUCUGUGCCCAGCUCUCAACCCUCCGGCACGACUGUCACCACCAUUACACAGGCCCCCAUUUUGCAGCCGGUAAAGAGUAUGCGAGUUCAGAAGCCAGAGCUGCACACGGCCGUGGCCCCUACACACCCACCAUGGAUGCAACAGCCUCCGUCCUCUGCUUAUCAAGAUCCGUCUGCUUCCACAGCUGCCCCCGAAGUCCCGAGCUACCAAGGCCCACCUCCACCUUACCCUAAACACCUGCUACAGCAGCAGCCUCCACCGGGGUACGACCCCAACCCCGGCGCAAAACCCAGCAACAAAGAGGAGGAUGGAGUGGACAACGACAAUGACACUGACAGCACCUGCUCCAGCGAGCGCACUGAGGGCUCCGAGGAGCGCGAGAAAAAACAGAUCACGACGUCUCCUGUGCCGGUGCGGCGUUGUAAACGCGACGAGGAGCGCAAGGGGGAAAGCGGAGUUCCCAUGUACUCCCCACAGGCUUUCAAGUUCUUCAUGGAGCAGCAUGUGGAGAACAUCCUGAAGAACCACCAGCAGAGGAUCCGAAGGAAGAAGCAGUUGGAGAGCGAGAUGCAGCGGGUGGGACUUUCAAAUGACGCUCAGGAGCAGAUGCACAUGAUGCUGUCCCAGAAAGAAUCCAACUACAUCCGCCUCAAGCGUGCCAAAAUGGACAAAUCCAUGUUCGAGAAGAUCAAGACUUUGGGAAUCGGGGCGUUUGGAGAAGUGUGUUUGGCUCGGAAAGUGGACACGGGAGCGCUGUAUGCCAUGAAGACCCUACGUAAAAAAGAUGUCCUGUUGCGGAACCAGGUGGCCCAUGUGAAAGCUGAGCGGGAUAUUCUUGCUGAAGCUGAUAAUGAGUGGGUCGUCCGGUUGUACUACUCGUUUCAGGAUAAAGAUAACUUGUAUUUUGUGAUGGACUACAUCCCUGGUGGGGACAUGAUGAGUCUUUUGAUCAGAAUGGGCAUUUUCCAAGAGGACUUGGCUCAGUUUUACAUCGCAGAGCUUACCUGUGCUGUGGAAAGCGUCCACAAAAUGGGUUUCAUCCAUCGAGACAUCAAACCUGACAACAUCCUAAUUGAUCGUGAUGGACACAUUAAACUGACAGACUUUGGACUGUGCACUGGCUUCCGAUGGACUCACGACUCCAAAUACUACCAAAGCGGUGAUCAUGUGCGUCAGGACAGUAUGGACUUCAGUAAGGAGUGGGAAGACAGUGCUAACUGUCGCUGUGGAGACCGAUUGAAGCCACUGGAGCGCAGAGCCGCUAGACAACAUCAGCGCUGCUUGGCACACUCAUUGGUGGGCACUCCCAAUUACAUCGCACCUGAGGUUCUGCUGCGCACAGGUUACACCCAGCUCUGUGAUUGGUGGAGUGUGGGUGUUAUCCUCUAUGAGAUGGUAGUCGGUCAGCCUCCUUUUCUGGCAACAAAUCCUCUUGAGACCCAGAUGAAGGUGAUAAACUGGCAGACAGCCCUACACAUCCCCCUGCAGGCCAGGCUGAGUCCGGAGGCCACCGACCUGAUCCUGAAGCUCUGCCGUGGCCCGGAAGACCGGCUUGGGAAAAACGGAGCCGAUGAGAUUAAAGCCCAUCCCUUCUUCAGAAGCAUCGACUUCUCCACAGACCUGCGGCAGCAACAGCAUGCGCCUUACAUCCCCAAAAUCACACACUGCACUGACACCUCCAACUUUGACCCCGUUGACCCCGACAAACUCUGGAGCGACGACGCUGACGGCAACCACAACGACACGCUCAACCGCUGGUUCAAGAACGGCAAGCACCCGGAGCACGCCUUCUACGAGUUCACCUUCCGCCGCUUCUUCGACGAUAACGGCCACCCGUACAGCUGUCCCAAGCCCAUCGAGUGCGAGGAUUAUGACGGGGAGGAGGAUGAGCCGGUCAAGCCGUCGAAGGGCUUAGGGCCAGAACAGGGGCGGGAUUUAGUCUAUGUUUAGUGUGAAUGCGUGUGUGGGGGAAACUAACCCAGAAAUCAAAAGAAACCAACCAGAAAUGAUAUUUUGCAUGAGCAUAAAUGUAAUGGAGGACCAUUCAUAUCAGCAUUGUGAUUAUUUUCAUGACAAGUUCAUUUCAAACCUCCAUUUCUCAUUGCUGUAAUGCAAACAAAUAUAUUUAAUAAUAACUGACAGUUAUACGAUACGUAUAUAUACAUACAAUAUAUGAUUACCGUUAACCAUUUAAAACAAUGAAAAUGACAAAUUCAGAAGGAAAACAUUUGAACGUAACAGGAAUUUUGAGGGAAAAUGUCUUUAAUUCUCAUGAACAUGGCAACAAUUUGAAAUUCUCUAAAAUGGACUUGAUUUUUAUUAUGCAAAAUAUAAUUUCUUCUUUUGAUUUAUGGGUAAUCGGGGCAUAUUUUCACGAUGUAGGAUGUGAGUGUGUUUUUAUGUUUGUUUUCUCUCCUCCAUCUGUGGUGGUGACCCUUUGUGCUGUAUUUAUUAUUUUUGGUUCAGGAUGCACUUGUCUGGUGCCUUUUAAACAACCAAGAAUCUAAUGAUGCAGUGGAGCUCUGUAUUUCUCUGUAAUUUAUUUAAAGACUCUUUUUUUUUUUUUUAUGGUAGCUGAAACAAGCGGAGUAUUUUCUUCCUGAAAUGAUGUCUUUAUUUAUGAUUGUGUGGAUUUGUUUCUCAUUCUGAGCGGCACAGGGCACUAGACUUCACACUUUCUUUCACCAAAACUAUGAGGGAGAUCAUCGUGUACGCUGGUAGAUUUAGCCGACUGUUCAUUAGGAGUUCCCAAGAAAAACACAUUGUAAAUUGUUGCUCUGUGUAUUUUUUAUUUAUACACACAGAAAUUGUAUAUAUAAGUUAUGCAGUGUAAAUGAGCCUAGUCCUUUACUCCCUUUUCUUAGUCUAGGGUUUAGGAAAGAAACCAUGGGCUAGAUUUCACAGGAUAAGAUGUCAAAACACUACAGAUCCUGAGCAAAACGCUUUUGAGAACCCCUGCUCUGGUUUCUCUCCUUGCUGUGUCACUACCAAAGCCUUCUGUUUUUCUGCAAGAAUGGUCUUGUUUUAGUAUUGUAUUUUUCUGAAAUCUCUCUAAUAUCCUGUGCAUCUCAUCAUGUAGUAUGGAAAUCCUUGAUUAAGCUGGUGGUCUUAUUCCCAGGAAAAGCAUCUGUAGCUACUUAGUGUAAGUUUGCCUUGAAUGGGAGAAAGGAUGGGGUGGUAAUAAAUAAAAGGCCUUAAGCACAAACCACA
This is a messenger RNA of Sinocyclocheilus grahami, 4760 nucleotides long. RefSeq names its product serine/threonine-protein kinase LATS1-like. Gene Ontology annotation, molecular function: protein serine/threonine kinase activity; ATP binding. The record is from RefSeq and is a predicted model, not a curated record. Gene Ontology annotation, biological process: G1/S transition of mitotic cell cycle; hippo signaling; regulation of organ growth. NCBI's taxonomy places the organism in Eukaryota, Metazoa, Chordata, Actinopteri, Cypriniformes, Cyprinidae. The transcript has 7 exons.